Messenger RNA from Nicotiana attenuata, 447 nucleotides. RefSeq lists its product as uncharacterized. The transcript is spliced from 2 exons. The record is from RefSeq and is a predicted model, not a curated record. Lineage: Eukaryota; Viridiplantae; Streptophyta; Magnoliopsida; Solanales; Solanaceae. Bases 1 to 447 code for a protein of 148 amino acids.
AUGGAGGUCUAUAUCGAUGACAUGCUGGUGAAAUCGGCCAAGAAAGAAGACCAUAUCGGUCACUUGAAAGAAGCCUUCGAGAUAUUGAAACGGUACGGAAUGAAACUGAAUCCGGAAAAAUGUGCCUUCGAUGUAGCCACAGGAAAAUUUUUGGGUUUCCUUGUGUCACAACGAGGCAUCGAGGUCAACCCGGAUCAGAUCAAGGCCAUAGACUCAAUAGCUGAGGUUCAUUUCACGAUCCUCGGACAAGUGCCACAAGUUCUUCAAUGUACUGAGAAAAGAUCAUGGACUACAAUGGAACGAAGAAUGCAUCGACGCCCUGAGGAAACUGAAAGCAUAUCUGUGCUCACCACCCCUGCUCGUCAAGGCAGACCCAGGCGAAAGUCUGCUCGUAUAUCUAGCGGUAUCCGAAGUCGCCUUGAGCGCAGUCCUGGUCCGCGAAAAUAA